CCCCCCCCCCCACAUACAGCUCCAACUGCACAUAUCACUUUGAGAGAGUGAUCCUGAUCCUGGAUGAGUGCCAGUAUGUGAAAAACAUGCGCACUCGGGCCCAUCAAAGCAUUGCACAAAUCCCUUGCAAUGCUUUGUUUGGACUCACGGCUACCCCCAUGUGGAACCGGAUCCUGGACCUCUAUAGGUAUUGCAGUCUGCUCGCUGGGCAUCUCUCGGUAGACUUUACCGAUGAUGAUCCAACUGGAGGCCUUCCUGGUCCUGACGAGGUGCGCUUCGCUGACCUUCGAUCCCUGUACAAAGCCUGGUCCGAUGUGACGACUCUCCCAGAGGACUUUGAUGAGAUUCCCUAUGAGCUGCUGAACCCGGUAGUGCUCAUGCGGCUCACAGAGGACACUGGGGGAGAGGUCACUACGCAGAUUGGAUACGAGGCAUAUCCAUUCCUUUUCCGGGCUUGUAUCAUGCAGCGGUCUAUGGGAGACCAAGUUGUCGAUCAAAAUAGACAGUUGGUUGUUAUCGGCUCGGAGAUCCCCCCCUCCGGGUCAUGACACACGAAGUCCGUUAUUCUCAGCAGGAUCAAAAGUACCACCAGGCGGAAUACGACCACUACGUCGAGGACUUGCAUAAGGGUGGUGAUAACAGCGCCGCUGAUGCUUCCUCGCCUGGUGGUCGUAUCAACAUGGGCAAUCUUCGUGCGCUUUGCUUGGCAGCGUUUAGCCCCUUACUUUCAAAGUAUCUGGAUAGCGCUACCCACGCACAGACGCUGAGUGAGUUUGUCGGCCGCCUCGUCGAUGGACCGGAUCAUGGCUUUGAAGCAUUCUUCCUAGCCACAUGCAGAGACAUCUCCAUCUCGCGCCUCAAGGGUGCGUCGGAGCAAGCCUAUUAUCUCUGUAGGCGAUCCCCACGUCUCAGCAUGCUCCUCUGCUUGACUUGGAGGGUGCCUUUUCUCCCCCCCCCCCCCC
Molecule: messenger RNA, 962 nt
Organism: Penicillium brasilianum
Lineage: Eukaryota; Fungi; Ascomycota; Eurotiomycetes; Eurotiales; Aspergillaceae
Source: the annotation of a GenBank genome assembly